Messenger RNA from Macrosiphum euphorbiae (potato aphid), 1194 nucleotides. NCBI's taxonomy places the organism in Eukaryota, Metazoa, Arthropoda, Insecta, Hemiptera, Aphididae. The record is from the annotation of a GenBank genome assembly.
AUGAUAGAAGAGGAUGAUUCUUAUAAUGUAGAUAAUGAUUUGGCAACAGUAUGCAACUUAGUAGGUACGCAACAUCAAUCUAAAAAUUCGGUUGCAACUGAAAAAUCUUUGGACAGUCCUAUUAUUGAAAAAAGUGAACUUCUUAUUGAUAAAAAAUUGCCCAUAAAUCUUGAUAUUGUAAUACCUAUGCAAAAUUCUGAAAAAAAUGAAGACGAAGGAAUAACUUGGUUAACUUGUGCAGGUCAGUUGAAAUUACUUGUUAAUGAAGUGAAGGAAUGCGAUUUAGUUUUGGAUAAAAUUAAAACUGAACAAUUUCCGAACCCAGUUUUAUUUUUAAUUAAUAGUAUUCAGAAAGUAAGAACUAUUCAAAGCAUAGCUGAUGCUUUUUUAAAAAAUGCAUCAGAUAUUUUAACACAAACUAUCAGCAAUAAUUCGACCGAUAUUUUACACGAUCAAACCGAAUACAACAGCUUAAUUGAUCAUGAUCCAGGCAAACGAGAAAAAAUUGUAACUGCUUCACACAGACAUUAUUUAAUUUCAUUAGGACCUCAUCAGCCUAAACUUACUUCAUAUCCCAGAAACAAAAGUAUCAAUACGAACAAACAACGGCAAUUUUCUUCACGUUGGUAUAUUGAGUUUCCUUUGUUGGAAUAUAGUAUUGAAAAAGACUCAGCUUAUUUUUUUGUAUGUUUUUUAUUUCCAAAUGGUCCGGAUCGAGAAUUUUCCGAUAAUGCUUGGGUCACUGAAGGCGUCAGGGUUUGGCACAAAAUGAAAAGUAGGGGUAAAAAUAAACCUGGGAAACUUUCUGAGCAUUUCUUUUGUUCAGUUCAUAAAGCUGCAUUAAAAGACUACUGUAAUUUUAUGAAGACAUCUUGUCAUAUUGAUGUCUUAUUUGAUCAAGCAAAUAGAGAAAAAUCAAUUCAAAUUCAGCAUGAGCGAGAAUAUAAUAAGCAAGUUAUUAAAAUCCUUAUGGACACUACUCGUACUUUAGCUCGGCAAGGGUUGGCAUUUAGAGGUGAUGGAGAUGAUAAAAAUGGAAAUUUCAUUCAAAUCGUGGAAUUACUUUCCAGACAUUGUAAUGUUAUAAAAACAUGGUUAGAUAAUAAAUCUAUGAGGUCAUAUCAUGUGACGUAUCUCGGUUCUAGGUCUCAAAAUGAAUUCAUAGAACUGCUUUCUUCAGAAACUAGAAAUUGA